Messenger RNA from Sinocyclocheilus anshuiensis, 4714 nucleotides. RefSeq lists its product as uncharacterized. NCBI's taxonomy places the organism in Eukaryota, Metazoa, Chordata, Actinopteri, Cypriniformes, Cyprinidae. The transcript has 4 exons. The record is from RefSeq and is a predicted model, not a curated record. Bases 1 to 1203 code for a protein of 400 amino acids.
AUGUCAAAGCCAGGGCCAGGGCCAAGUUCAACACCAAGCAGCAAGGACCAGGACCUUUUCCUCUGCUCAUUGCAGGAGCCUGACUCAGACCCUUCGAAUCAUGACUGCCAUAAAUGUCCACGACACAUCAGUGUCCGACGCAGCACUAGCCCUGUGGGCGGAGAACUCAGCUAUCAGCCUGAAGCUUUUCAGAGCAUUGAAGCAAAGACACCCGAGUCUACCACAUGUCUCAAAACACAGCAGCUUCCCUCUCAGUCCCUGGUUGACAACCAUGGCUACCUCCCGGAAGUCCAAGAGUUUUGGAGCGAGUACAUCCUGUCAUAUGUUCGACGGCUCGCGUACGUGGACUUUUUAUUGGAGCUUUUAACCCAGCCAGGAUUUGGGACGUCGCAACCAGAGGGAAACGUCAUCGAAGAACGUCAGGAAAACGGAUGCAUCAUCAUCAUCCAAGCUAGCCGGAAGAGAUGCAACCCGGAUGACAUAGCGGGGCCCAUUACAUCGAUACAGACCACGGACAUCGCGAGACCAGCAAAAUGUCUUAAAAUAGCGAUCGUUUCUCCAUCCAUAAGGCAUGAUGAUGAAGAAUACCAAUCGAACGCAUCAUUUAGCGACGAAGAACGCGAAGACUUGGACGACGUACAACUCUGGUCAAACACGCAAGUACGUGUGUGGGACAGUGUGACAUUUAGUAGCGAGCGAGACGAAGAGAGCGUGACUGUAAGGAGUCAGACCCCGUAUGCUGGGGAAGAAGAAGCAGCGUCGAUCGUGGAUGCGGAUGCUGAAACGGUUGGUGAUGAACUCAGGUCAGCGAGCCUAAGGCACGAGAGCAACGAAAGGCUGAUGGCUGAUUACGCGGUUGAAAUUGAGGCCAGCGUAGCCAUGAACAGACGAGGAGGUGGUCGACGUAAACUCACAGAGCUGGCUUUGGACCAGGUGAUCAAAAGAAAAAAGAUGAGUUUAUUCUGUCCUGUAAAUACCGGUAAUAAAUUAUGUUUCUGUAUCUGUCUGGUACAUUUUCUCGACCCCCAAUUACCCGAGAGCGAAUUGGAAAAUCGUGCGAAUGUCAUCCAAAACAACGCGGGGCUAACUAGCCAAGACCCGAUAGGUCUUCAUGACAUAGCCAGGUUUGAAAAUCUGCUAGGUGUCAAAAUCAUCGUAUUUUACAGGACGAACGAUGGGGGGCUAGAAACGUACAAAAAUUAAGAGGAGCCUCAUCCAAAAACGGUCUGCCUUUACCUGCACGACGAUCAUUACUAUAUUAUAUUGAGUCUGACGGCGUUCAUCGGUACAGAUUAUGUAUGUGAAUUUUGCUUUAAAGGUUACUCCAAACGAAGAAAUGACAGUUGUAGACACGUUUGCAACGUUUGUUUCGAUCGAGAUUGCUACAAGCAUCCUAAAACAGUUGUUCACUGUGCCGAUUGUCUACACUAUUGUAAAUCGCGCUACUGCUACGACAUGCAUAAGAAGAUACCCCCAGGCAGAGAAAAAAUACCGUGCGAUGUUAUAAAAUAUUGCAAACUAUGUAACAGACGGUACGAAAUUACAGGACGAGGCGACAAACAACAUGAAUGUGCCCCAGCCCAUUGCAUUCAUUGCCGCGGGGAUCUAACGGCCCAAGGGGUACAUAGAUGUUUCAUACAGCCCCAUGCUCCCAAGGGCCGUAGCAAAAAAUAUAUAUUUUAUGACUUUGAAACGCGUUAUGAAAACGGCAAGCACGUCGCUACGGCGAACUCAGGAGACAGUUUGACAACAAAGUGGAAAUUCUGCAAAAUGCCUAUGGGGUAAAAGUGGAAAUUUUAUGGGAAUGUCAGUGGCUGAAAAUGAAACAGACCAACCCCUCGGUGAAAGAAUUUAUGAGUACUUAUUCGGCCCCCGAGAGACUGAAACCCCGAGAUUCACUUUUUGGCAGACGCACAAACGCUUAUAAGCUGUACCACAAAACAGAUGACGGGGAGAAAAUAAGUUAUGUCGAUUUCACCAGCUUAUAUCCAUUCUGUCAGGCUAGGAAAAGCUAUCUGAUCGGUCACCCCGAGAUCAUUUUCAGUGACUUUGAACCGAUUGAGAAUUAUUGCUGUCUUAUCAAGACCACCGUGUAUCCUCCGCACAAAUUACUACACUAGUGUUCCCGUUAUGCAGAACAUGAACGCGGUGAAAACCAGACAACGAGCUGCCCCCACACGGACGAUGAGAGGGCUCUCUCAGGAUGCUGGGUCAGCAUUGAACUUUUAAAAGCGAUCGAGAAGGGGUACAUGAUGGCAAAGGUCGACGAAGUUUGGUAUUUCCCGCAGCGGUCAGAUACGCUGUUUUGCGAUUUACAUGAAAACGUUUUUACGUUUGAAACAGCAAGCGUCUGGUUACAUCCUCGAAUAUUAUGAAAAAGAGGGAAUUCAACUUGACCCCGAAAAGAUCAGUCACAACCCCGCCCAGAGGUCUAUCAAUAAGCUACUUCUUAAUUCGUUAUGGGGACGAUUUUGUAUGCGCGAACAUUUACCGCAAACCCUGCUCGUGAAAGACCCUGAAGAUUUCGCACAAAUCAUUUUUGGUAAAACCGACAUCCUGAAAUACUUCACAUUCGUCUCGGACGACGUGACGCUCGUCCAGCAUUGUCGCAACGUUGCACAACAAGUCAGUCGACAAAAGGUUCAAGGUGGUGUACAAUAACCGUAGACUCCUACCCGAUUUCAACACUCUUCCUUAUGGCUACUGAUUCGAUGAUGCAAAGAGGGGUUCGGGAUGCUUCUGAAUUUGACUUUCGACUUAUUCAUCAGUGAUCAGUGGCCCCAGCAAUAGCGGCAAAACCUACUUUGUAAAGCGCUUGUUGGAAAACGGUUUAAAUAUGAUUUCUAAAAAAAUUUAAAACAUUGUAUAUAUUUAUAAUUGUUGCCAACCUCUGUAUGACGAAUUGCUUAAAAUGUACGACAUCAAAUUUGUUGGAGGAAUACCCGAGUCUCUGAAUGAUGAUCGUUUACUACCCACCGACAAAGCCAAUUUUCUGAUAUUGGACGAUGUUAUGAACCAAGCUAGUGGGAAUCUUCAAAUACAGAAGGUUUUCACGCAGUUUGUACAUCAUCGUAAUCUUAGCGCUAUUUAUAUUGUACAGAAUUUAUUUGCUCAAGGUAAAUCGAGCAGAACCAUCAGCUUGAAAACGAAUUAUUUAAUUUUGUUUAAAAACCCCCGUGACGCUAAUCAAGUGAUGGUGUUAGGCCGUCAGAUGUACCCUACCGAUGUAAAAUACUUUAUGGAGUGUUAUCAAGACGCUACCAGUCAACCUUAUGGGUAUCUCUUGAUAGACUAUAAAGCGAAAACACCCGAACAGUAUCGGCUCAGAACAGGGUUGCUUUCUGACUGCCAAGUGGUCUACCUCCAGAAAAAAAGGAGCUUGUGAUCAUUCGUCAUGUCCGCCAGACUUUGUAAGCAUCUACCUCUGUUAAAGUUGCCUCAUAAAGCCACGCCUAAACAACGGCGUCUUAUUUUACAGAUAGCGUCCCAAGAUCUCAUUUUAGCGAUUUGCGAAGUGGCUCUAAACAUCCUCUACGGCACGAUUCCGAUCAGCCGUCAGCAGUAUCAAAAACUGAAGAGGAGAAUAGCAGAAAUUAAACUUGUCGCCAAUAAGAAAAUAGGUAUAACCGCCAAGAAGCGUGUUUUCAAUCAGUCCGGCGGAUUUCUUUUACCGCUUCUAAGUGUCGCAGUACCCUUUAUUUCCAGCUUAAUAUCGGGCAGACAGGGCUGAGGAUGCAGUAUGCUGAAAAGAAGUAUCUAGUCCCCCAGAACCAGCUGGAAAAGCUGCAAUCCGGAACCCCCCGUGAGAACAUUCAACAGGUCGUAGAGAACGAUCUGGACACAGCCAUAAGAAAUAUUUUACUCCGGACUGAUUUAGAUCAGCAUGAAAAGGCUAAACUUUACUCAAGCAUCCUAACCAGGUUUUUAACGAUGGUUAAACAAGGCGAUCGCGAGAGUAGCGUUUUAACAAUAUCGUUACCGCAUCCCGAUCCCGGUUAUAAAGACGAUCAUACCCCUGGAGACGUUGGGGGUUCGGAAGACAUCAUAGCCGAAGUUCUGAAGAACGUACCGUCGCGAAGCGUAAAAAUCAGCCGAUACAUAUUAGACAAAAUGUCUAAAGCUAAAGGACUCUAAAGGCUCUUGGAACAAAUCUGGCGAAUUUGUGUUUAAGGGUGAAGCCGUACCAGGUUCGCACAUGCUCGAUUUGUUAAAAAAUGUUACCGCACCACACCAGGUCCGGGAUGACAGAAGACCUCUAGGAUGGUCUGAGUUUUUACAGUCGUUUGCCGAAUUAAACAUACCGUUUUCUACGGUGACUAAUCAACAUGUUAGACGUUUGAUUAGCUCUUUAAAAAGCAUGCGCGGAGCUCAUGCAAGUACGCCUGAGCCUGCACAACCUUCUAAAAAGUCUGUCAAAAAGAGAAAUUCACGUACUACGGCUAUGAGGACGGAUGAACCCACGUUCAAAUCACCGUCUCUCGAUCGAAGGCAAUGGUUAGAAUUUUAAAAAUGUAUUUUCUUUAAAUGUCUUUGUGAAAUGAUAUGUAUACGAAUUUUAAUUAUGUAUUCACACGUUCUUUAAAUGUAUGUCACUGUGUUACAUGAUAUGUAUACCUACUGUUUGAAUAUUUUUGAAUAAAAGACUGUAAAACUGAUGUCGGUUUUAAUCGUUUUUAAUUUAUGAUCAAACGCAUACAAUGGAUAAUUCAAUCAU